AUGGCCCACUUAAAACUGGACACGCUGCGCGUGGAGCGUGGUCCUCGCAGCCCCCGCCGGAGCAGUCCGAGCAGUGGAAGGAGCAGCGCCUUCAGCUCCGGUAGCAUCUCCCCGGUGCCCAUCAUCCCGAUCAUUGCGAUCAGCCACGAUGGCGACGAGUCCGAGUCGGAGUCUGAAAUCGAAACGGAGCCGGCGCGUCUCUUUCAGCGUCGCAUGUCCACCAAGUGCUCAAACAAUCUGGCUGCCAUCAUCAAGGAGGGUUUUCUGCUGAAGCACACAUGGUCCUUUCAGCGAUGGCGACGACGCUACUUUCGCCUCAAGCGGAACAUGCUCUUUUACUCCAAGGAUGAGAAGUGCGAUGUUUUCGACGAGAUUGAUCUAUCGGACCUCUGCUAUUUCGAGUGCGGCAUCAAGAACGUAAACCAUAGUUUCCAGAUAAUCACACCCACUCGAUCUUUGGUGCUCUGCGCCGAGUCCCGCCGCGAAAUGGAGGACUGGCUGGGCAGUUUGAAGACGGCCACGGCGCCUCAGCGUCCGCGGGGAGAUAGCUUCCUGAUCGAGCAGCAUGAUAUCCUGUCGAACCACCACCAUUGGUAUGCCACCUCGCACGCCCGCCCCACCUACUGCAACGUGUGCCGCGAUGCCCUCUCCGGCGUCACCUCGCACGGCCUGAGCUGCGAGGUGUGCAAGUGCAAGGUCCACAAGCGGUGCGCGGCCAAGUCCAUUGCCAAUUGCAAAUGGACUACGCUGGCCAGCGUGGGCAAGGAUAUCAUUGAGCAGGCGGAUGGCAUUAUUAUGCCACAUCAGUGGAUGGAGGGCAACCUGCCAGUUUCCUCGGUGUGUGCCGUGUGCAAGAAGACCUGCGGUUCGGUGCUACGGCUUCAGGACUGGCGAUGCCUUUGGUGCCGAGCCACCUGCCACGUGGCCUGCCGCCCGCAGAUGGCGGUGGCCUGCCCCAUCGGUCCCGCCAAGCUAUCCGUGGUUCCACCAACCAGCGUCCACUCCAUCAGCACGGACGAUGCCUGGGACGUGGCCAGUCCCAAGGGCAACUUUUCGCCCCUGUUGGUAUUCGUGAACUCCAAGUCGGGCGAUAACCAGGGCGUCAAGUUCCUGAGGCGCUUCAAGCAGCUGCUGAAUCCAGCCCAGGUAUUCGAUCUCAUCUCCACGGGGCCAAGCCUGGGACUGCGGCUCUUCCGGCACUUUGAAAUGUUCCGCAUUCUGGUCUGCUCCGGCGACGGUUCCGUGGGCUGGGUGCUCAGCGAAAUUGACCGCUUCAACAUGCAUAAACAAUGUCAGGUGGCCGUGAUGCCACUGGGAACUGGCAACGACCUGGCUAGGGUUUUGGGCUGGGGCUCCAGCUGUGACGAUGAUACCCACCUUCCGCAGAUCCUGGAGCGGUACGAGUCGGCCAGUACCAAGAUGCUGGACCGCUGGAGUAUAAUGGUCUUCGAAAAGGCCAUUGCCGUGCCCAAGACGCCCAAGAUGUCGAUCACCACGGAGCAGGAGGCACUGCUCACUGGGAUGGUGACUUCGGCCAAUCAUCACCUGCGCUUCAUAGUGGAGACCAACGACACUCAGACUCUGAUUAGCUCUACGCGGAAUCUCUGCGACACUGUCGACGAUCUGGUAGCCCGCAUCUCGGAACACCACAAGGAAGACGAGCAGCUGGCGGUCAAGUGCGACAUCCUGAAGCAGAAGCUAAACAUGCUGCUGGACGCACUGCAGGAGGAGGAGAUGGGCGCUCACAGUGGCGACGACUUGAUAGCCACCAUUAGGAGUCUGAUUGCCAGAAGCAUUCCGCUGACACCAGGAACCAGUGCAUCCCUGCUCAAUCCAAACAUAUCAAUCGAGAAAACCGAGAAGGACCAGAUCAACUCGAAGGAGCGCAGGAACAGCCGAUCCCUUCGCUCCAGCGAAAAGGAGGCGCUCCAGUGCCGUGCCAACAGCGUCAAGCGUGCCAUCUACAAUGUGGUGGAGCACUCUGAGCCAGGACGACCAAAGCGGUACCAACGCAAGCUCUCGAUUACGCCCUUUGAGGCACUGAAGCUGCCCACCACCAAUUCCGGCGAGUCGACUCCCUGCAGUUCCCCCUUGCCUAUUAUUCCCCCGAUCAACAUCAUCUCGCCGACGAUGGAGACCUCUCGACUCACCUGCAUUUCCCCGCUGCCGGAUACGCGACGUGACUCUGUGGACGAGAGCUUCUUCAACAGCAUCAGUCUGCCGGCUCCGAGACAAUUCGCUGAUAGUCGCAGGAGCUCCGGAGUGGAGGUGAUCCAGGAGAUCGAGGAAGGUGCAAACGGGGAGACAGUGUACCGCAGGAGUCGCAUGUCUCUGAGCGGCGGCGCCAAUAUCGAUGAUGCUGGCAAUCGGUUGUCACCAAGCAGUGAUGGCGGCGAGAACACGCCCACCGACCGCAAGGUGGACUUCCUUCGGGUGCCGAUCCUCACCGGUGAACCGAUUGUGGAUCCUCUGUCCGACUACCGACCCAUCGAGGUGUUCGAACGCACCUACUACAUGACACGAGAGAUGGAUAAGGACAAGGACAAGGAUAAGGACAAGGACCAGGACAAGGAGAAGGAAGUGGAGAAGGAGGACAGUAUGCCCACCGAGAAGCAGGCCCUGGUACAUACUUGUAACCUGCAGGUACCCGGCAUUGUCGUUACCCCCAACUCCCAAAAUGUAUACACAAGCGCCAGUCUAACAAUCAUUGAUACCGAUGCACAGACCACCACCGAGCAGUCCUCCUCCGAUGAUUUGGGAGGUGAGGCCAGCGAUGUCCUGUCAGCCAUUAGCAACGAGGAGUGUAGCGUGGCCUCCGAGAUAUUCGAUAAACAGGAUGCUGGUCAGACUUUGGGAGAUAUUAUUCAGAACCUGGAUGCCAGCAACUUUACGCACAUCGAUUCACCCGAGACCAGUGAUGAGACAGAGGCAAUGCCUGGCGAGAGCAUCAUGGAUGAUAUUAGCUCGGUUCUGGGCCAUGACAUUACCUAUGCCCUGCAGGACAGUACCCUGACCGAUGACACCACCACGCUCUGCUCGGAGCACAUGGGUCCUGCCAAGCCACCGCGCAAGAAGUCCCUCAACGCCCUGGGCCACUCGCAUUCAGGUGUGCAUCCACGCAGGCGCAACUCCUCGCCGCCGAGGAUGCCUCGACUGGCACGCAUGGACAGUGACGACAAUCCGCAACAGUUUGGGUUCGAGAACAUCGUCUUCGAGAUCGACAAUCGGUGCGAUGACCAGAAGAUGCGGGAGCCACCGCGCUACUGCAGCCUGGCGCAGUUCGUGGAAGGUAACGAUAUAGCGCGUCAGAGCUUUAAGCGUCCCAAAAAGCGCAUCUCUUUGAAAAUGAAAACCACUUCAACCAAUGCAAUCGUAUCUCAACAGCAGCUAAUGCUAGAUCAACAUCGAAGCAGCGACAACGAUAACGGAAACGGAGCCGGAACCGGAAGUGGGAUUAGUAACGAUCCCGAUAACGAUAACGAUGACCCCGAUGCCCUGCAAACGCCGACGAAUAACCCGGCCAAGCUAUUGGCCACCACCAGCGAGGACGAGCUGUCCACGCAGACGGCCAUUAAAAUAGAAAUUCAAGACGUUGAUGCCACUGUGCGCAACGCGACUAUCCACGGCAAUAGCAACUCCAUUUUGACCACGUCGACAUCGCCCACCAAGAAAUCGGGCCAUGGACAAGAUGUAAAGCGCAUUACUUUUGAUGAGUCGUGUAAGAAAGAAUCCUUUGAUGAUGUAAAUCCCAACUAUCCACAGAUAAGUGUUGUUGUGAGGCCGCCGACGCCGUUGCGCGGCGACUCCGUCAAGCCGUCGGGUGCAGGUGCCGGGGCGCUGCUGCCGGGCGGAGCCAUGUCCGGCGGCGCCAUGUCCAUGUCAGUGUCCAUGGCCUGUUCCGGUUUGCUGGGGGUGCGGGCAAUGAACGCCUCCGAGAUCAGGCGCCACUCGAGCCACGCCCCCGGGCUAGCUGUCCGUGAGUUCGACAAGGACAAGGAUCGCCGUCACUCGGGCUUCAAUCCCAACCAGCUCACGCUGGACCCGGAGCACGCGCGUUUCCUCAGCAGCUCGCCGGCAGCCAGUCGCCGGAUCAGCUGCGGCAGCCUCUUCAAGCCGAACGAAGCACUCCCGAACCUCCAGACCCUCAAGGGCUCCAAGUCGAGCCUUUUCAUGGGCUCCACCCUGUUCGGCUUCGACCACUUCUCCGCCGGGGACAAGGAUAAGGAGGAGAAGACCGGCAAGGACAAAGAGAAGACGCCCACCGAGGAGACCAAUCGCAAGUUGCCCAUCAUCAAUCCCUUGGUGCGGCUACCCAACUGGCCAAAUCUUGCCAAUGGCGGUGGAUUCAUAUCCAAAUGUCUGCUGGCCAAUGCCGAUACUCUCUGUGCCGCUGUCAGUCCCUUGAUGGAUCCGGACGAGACUCUCCUGGCCGGUUACCACGAGAAGUGUGUGAUGAACAACUACUUUGGCAUUGGCAUCGAUGCCAAAAUCUCGCUGGAUUUCCACAACAAGCGGGAGGAGCAUCCGGAAAAGUGCCGUUCCAGGGCAAGAAACUACAUGUGGUACGGAGUCCUGGGAUCCAAGCAGCUCCUGCAGAAGACCUGCAAGAAUCUGGAGCAACGCGUGCAGCUUGAGUGCGAUGGCCAGCGGAUUCCUCUGCCGGAACUCCAGGGCAUUGUUAUCCUUAAUAUACCAAGCUUCAUGGGCGGCACCAACUUCUGGGGCAGUAGCAAGAAGGACGACAUCUUCCUGCCGCCGAGUUUCGACGAUCGUGUCCUCGAAGUGGUGGCCGUAUUCGGAUCCGUACAGAUGGCUGCCUCCCGGCUGAUCAAUCUGCAGCAUCACCGAAUCGCACAGUGCCAGAGCGUGCAAAUCAACAUCCUGGGCGACGAAGAAAUCCCCAUCCAGGUGGACGGUGAGGCCUGGCUACAGCCACCGGGAAUGAUCCGUAUUCUCCACAAGAACCGUGUACAGAUGCUGUGCCGCAACCGAAGCUUGGAACUCUCACUGAAGAGCUGGCAGGAAAAGCAACGUCAGCACAGCAUCUCUAUCCAAAGGGAUGCUUCUUCCACGGCUUCGGAACACGCCGCCUCCACGGACGAGGUCAUCUCCGAACGGGAAUGCUAUGUGCUCCUAAACUUUAUCGAGGCCGUUAGCUCUCUGGUCAAGUGGGUUAAGUUCCUGAUCAUCUCGCAUCCCGCCCUGCAGCACGAUCUGUAUGAGGUGGCCUGCCGGGCCAGUGAGGCAUUGGAAUCCAUUCAUCCGCAAGGCAAGCUCCUCGAAGGUCCUUCGUUGCGCACCAAGUUGGUGGAAGUCAUCGAUUCCUCGCGCCAGCUGUACGACGAUGCUUGUACCCUGCUCCGAGAUCGAGGUCAUAGCCUGAUCCUGCGAGAGGACCUGGAGACCAAGCUGAGCGCAGCCCUGGCCAACAUGGAGAUGGAGCUGAAGAAGUGUUCCGUGCAGAAGUGCAUCGAUGGCAAGCUGCGGGCCUACUUUAAUGUCUUGGCACCGAAUGAGGAUCCCGAUGGUCGCCGGAAGUCUCGACCCUUCUGGGUGCGUCUCCGCUCUGGCUCCACCGCUGGCCAGCAGGCCUUUAAGCCACCGCUUACCAACACCCGCGAGGCGGCCAACAACUGGAGCGUCAACGAGGUGGUCACCUGGCUGGAGACAAUGCAGCUGUCCGAGUACGUGGACAGUUUCCUUAAGAAUGACAUCCGUGGCAAGGAGCUGCUCACUCUGGGGCGCCGUGACCUCAAGGAUCUGGGUGUAGUCAAGGUGGGCCACGUCAAGCGGAUACUGCAGGCCAUCAAGGACCUCAGCGAGAACUAGAGGGAGCCAGUUCAUCCUGCGGACAACCGGCUAGUACAAACCAAUCAGUCUUCGAAUCGCACUCUUAGAGUUGAGGGGUAUUAAUAUAUGCGUUGUAUAGUUGUAAGCGAGCUGCGGGAAAGUACGUUUUUUUAUGGGACGACAAAUGCAUACAACAAUCACUAAUUUAUAGGGUAGCUUAGCUAACGAAAAACACACUUGUCGCGGCAGGGGAAAUGAGCGAUCGAUCACAACUAAGCUGACGUGGAUCAGUUUCGGUUGGAUUAAUUCAGAAAAACUCUACGAUAACAAUAUUACUAUAGCAAGUACCAUUAAGCAUAACUGAUCCGACAAACUGAAGGGGAUUUACAUAUUUGAGUGGCAGAGAAUCGAAGGAUUCCUAAACAUUUGAAAUUGAUUUUCAUGGUUUUGCGUACUUACUAUAUGUUAAAUUCAGACAAAACACUACAAAUCGGCGGUUAAACGAAUUUAAACGUAGUAGCACUUGCGAUAACUAUACCAAAAAAAAACAAAAAUACAAAGACAGAAUUAGAUCAUAAGUGUUUAACUCUCAACUUACGCUUAUAUUAAAGAAACUUAACAAACAAAAAAUCCCGAUCGAAUCUAAAGAACCCAAUUAAAAUCCCAAGUAACCGACUAACCCUAUGAUUCUAAAUUUAUAAGCAAUUUAAAUUUUACAACAUUAACGGAGCAUGGAAACGGCUAAACCAAAAUCAUUCUCAAAAAAAUUAUGAAUUGUAUUUAUACACACAUACCUAUACAUUGAUAUUCGAAACUAAAUUUAAAUGUUUCCCCCACUGUAUUGUUGAAUCGGAAUGAUUAUUAACAUUAUGUAUAUGCAUGGGCGGGAAUCGAAACUCGUAAUUGCAACAAUGAAAAGUCUGUUAAACGUGUCAUUUUUUGUGGUAACCAAAAGCAACUCUAACUUGUUUAUUUAAAUGAAUUUAGUUGAUAAGUCCACGAUGUUUUUUCAAGCAUAAGUUUAGGUAAGAUCCCCCGGUGGUCCCGGUGCCGGCUGCUGGGACCCGGGAAAAUUCAUUUGGUACUAUAUACAAGCAUAUGGAAAAUCUUAGCUAGCAUUCAGAACACCGAGUUAGGUGUAUGAAACCUUUUUGGUAUACCUUUUAAUUGUUUAAAUUUAAGCAAAACCAAGUGAAAACCAACCACUUUUAUCAAAACAUUAAAGUGUUAGGAAUGAAAUUGUGCUAAAUUUUUAUAGAUAUCAACAUUCGUUUAUGUUUACUCCCUAUCAAUCUAGCUCCCAAACUCUCUAUCUGUAAUGGAACAUAUAAAUAUAGCUGCAUAUGAGUAGGUUUAGAGCGUCCGCCGAUCUAUCUGACCCCUAAAUAUGUUGCCCAUUCUCAAAUGUUUGCUCAAGUUGCCUCCAAUUGAGUGAGUUUUUGAAGUGGCAUUGCUCUAGGCGAGCGUAGUCUAUAACAAAUCACUUGAGCGACGUCUAUAAAUUAUAUUUUUUGAUAUAUAAGUAUAAAUGAGCCCAGACCAACUCGAUUGAUUUGUUGUGAUCCCAACCGGAAACUUCUUUCCAAACUGCACCAGUAGCAAUCCAAUGAUUUCGAAAUAUUUUGACACACAUUUACGAAGCUAUUUACGCUUACGAACAACAUAAAUGAUAAUUAGAGUUAGAAUACGAUAUAAUACAAAUCCUUUGAUAUGAUAUGACAGAUAACAUAUAAAGUAAUUAAAAACACAUUGAAACAUUUUUUCGACACAUGUAUUUUCGAGCAAACUUUAAGCGAAUUAAAACCAAAAUUAAACUAAAUAAUAUAAAAAUGAAAAGGAGAAGUA
This is a messenger RNA of Drosophila serrata, 7635 nucleotides long. Its product is annotated as diacylglycerol kinase eta. Gene Ontology annotation, biological process: phospholipase C-activating G protein-coupled receptor signaling pathway. The record is from RefSeq and is a predicted model, not a curated record. Lineage: Eukaryota; Metazoa; Arthropoda; Insecta; Diptera; Drosophilidae. Gene Ontology annotation, molecular function: protein binding; ATP-dependent diacylglycerol kinase activity. Gene Ontology annotation, cellular component: plasma membrane.